Messenger RNA from Erinaceus europaeus (western European hedgehog), 1708 nucleotides. RefSeq names its product transmembrane protein 161B (gene TMEM161B). The transcript is spliced from 12 exons. Bases 157 to 1620 code for a protein of 487 amino acids. The record is from RefSeq and is a predicted model, not a curated record. Lineage: Eukaryota; Metazoa; Chordata; Mammalia; Eulipotyphla; Erinaceidae.
GACUUCCUGUCCCGCGCAGGCAGAACUUCCGGCGGGGCCGGAAGACCCCUCUCCGUCGCGCUUUCGAGUGGUUGCGGACGGCGAGGUCAAGACGGGAGGUCCGGAGAGGUCCCUGGCCACUCCAGGACGUCUGGUCUGCGACCUGGCCUUGGCGUCAUGGGCGUGAUAGGUAUACAGCUGGUUGUUACCAUGGUGAUGGCCAGUGUCAUGCAGAAGAUUAUACCUCAUUAUUCUCUUGCUCGAUGGCUACUCUGUAAUGGCAGUUUGAGAUGGUAUCAACAUCCUACAGAAGAAGAGUUAAGAAUUCUUGCAGGGAAGCAGCAAAAAGGGAAAAGCAAAAAAGACAGGAAAUAUAAUGGUCACAUUGAAAGUAAGCCACUAACCAUUCCAAAGGACAUUGAUCUCCAUCUAGAAACAAAGUCAGUAACAGAAGUGGAUACAUUAGCAUUGCAUUACUUUCCAGAAUACCAGUGGCUGGUGGAUUUCACAGUGGCCGCGACAGUCGUGUACCUAGUGACCGAAGUCUACUACAGUUUGAUGAAGCCGACACAGGAAAUGAACAUUAGCUUGGUCUGGUGUCUGCUUGUUUUAUCUUUUGCAGUCAAAAUUCUAUUUUCAUUAACUACACAUUAUUUUAAAGUAGAAGAUGGUGGUGAAAGAUCACUUUGUGUCACCUUUGGAUUUUUUUUCUUUGUCAAAGCAAUGGCGGUCUUGAUUGUCACAGAAAACUAUCUGGAGUUUGGACUUGAAACAGGGUUUACAAAUUUUUCAGACAGUGCGAUGCAGUUUCUUGAAAAGCAGGGUUUAGAAUCUCAGGGUCCUGUUUCAAAACUUACUUUCAAAUUUUUCCUGGCUAUUUUCUGUUCACUCAUUGGGGCUUUUUUGACAUUCCCUGGAUUACGACUGGCUCAAAUGCAUCUGGAUGCCCUGAGUUUGACCACGGGAAAAAUUAAACAAACAUUACUUCAUAUCAACUUCUUGGCACCUUUAUUUAUGGUUCUGCUCUGGGUCAAACCAAUCACCAAAGACUACAUUAUGAACCCACCACUGGGUAAAGAAAGUAUACCUUUAAUGACGGAAGCUACAUUUGAUACUCUGCGACUGUGGUUAAUAGUCCUACUGUGCGCUUUACGGUUGGCCAUGAUGCGCAGUCAUCUUCAAGCCUACUUAAACUUAGCCCAGAAAUGUGUGGAUCAGAUGAAGAAAGAAGCAGGACGAAUAAGUACAGUUGAACUACAGAAAAUGGUGGCUCGAGUCUUUUAUUACCUUUGUGUCAUUGCACUGCAGUACGUGGCCCCUUUGGUGAUACUGCUUCACACAACCCUGCUUUUGAAAACUCUAGGUAAUCAUUCCUGGGGGAUUUAUCCAGAAUCUGUCUCUGCCUUACCUGUGGACAAUAAUAUGCCCUCCCAUUCUGCUGAUUCUGACUUGGCGUCUGCUGGUGGGAAGGUGAAGGUAACUGUCACACAAAUAACAGUGGCACUGAGCAGCUUGAAAACCAUUUUUACUCCUCUGCUUUUUCGAGGACUCCUGUCUUUUAUGACCUGGUGGAUUGCUGCUUGUCUCUUUUCUACAAGCCUUUUUGGACUUUUUUAUCAUCAGUAUUUGACUGUAGCAUGAGUCUCGGUCAACAAAAAAAGGAUAUUCAAGUCAUAACUUUGAAUUCAGAUACUUGUGCCCUUGAAGGACUGAUGAAAACAUGAAGAAA